Molecule: messenger RNA, 2296 nt
Organism: Portunus trituberculatus (swimming crab)
Lineage: Eukaryota; Metazoa; Arthropoda; Malacostraca; Decapoda; Portunidae
Product: tubulin alpha-1C chain-like
Exons: 9
Coding region: 80-1426 (448 amino acids)
Biological process (GO): mitotic cell cycle; microtubule cytoskeleton organization
Cellular component (GO): microtubule; cytoplasm
Molecular function (GO): structural constituent of cytoskeleton; GTP binding
Source: RefSeq, a predicted model, not a curated record
GUCAGAGUGUGGUAAAGGGUGUCCGUCAGAGCCGCAGUAGCGCUAACCCAGCAACGAGGGACCCACUAACACCCUCACUAUGCGGGAGUGCAUCAGCGUUCACGUGGGGCAGGCGGGAGUCCAGAUAGGCAAUGCAUGCUGGGAGCUGUACUGUCUGGAGCACGGCAUCACUCCUGACGGGAUGAUGCCUUCUGAUGAUACUGUAGGAUAUGGCACGGAUUCCUUCAACACCUUCUUCAGUGAGAGGGAGAGUGGCCUGCAUGUUCCUCGUGCUAUCUUCGUCGACCUUGAGCCAACUGUUAUAGACGAGGUACGGACAGGCAUCUACCGGGCAAUGUACCACCCGAUGCAGCUCAUCACGGGGAAGGAGGACGCUGCCAACAACUUCGCCCGCGGCCACUACACGAUAGGGAAGGAGAUGAUAGACGUCACGAUGGACCAAAUACGCAAGGUUGCCGAUGACUCCUCCAGUUUACAGGGCUUCCUUGUUUUCCAUUCGUUCGGGGGCGGCACUGGCUCCGGCUUCACGUCCCUUCUAAUGGAACAUAUGACCGUCGAUUAUGGCAAGAAGACCAAGCUGGAGUUUGCGAUUUACCCCGCGCCACAGGUGUCCACGGCCAUGGUGGAGCCCUACAACUCUGUUCUGACGACCCACACCUCCAUGGAGCAGAGUGACGUGGCCUUCAUGGUGGACAACGAGGCCAUCUACGACCUGUGCCACAAGAGUCUGGGCGUCACAAGGCCAACAUACCACAACCUCAACAGACUCAUUAGCCAGAUCGUCUCCUCCAUCACCGCCUCCCUCAGGUUCGAGGGCGCUCUUAACGUGGACCUGGCGGAGUUCCAGACUAACCUCGUCCCUUACCCACGGAUCCACUUCCCGCUGGCUAAUUACGCACCGGUUCACGCCGCCGAGAGUGUUAAUCACAUGCAGAUCUCCACGGCGGAGCUGACGAACGAGUGCUUCUCUCCGAAUAUGCAGAUGGUGAAGUGCAACCCUCGCAACGGCAAGUACAUGGCGGUGACACUGCUCUUCCGAGGCGAUGUGGUGCCCAAGGACGUGAACAAGGCAAUCCAGAACAUCAAGAACAUCAAGACCAUCGAGUUCGUGGAUUGGUGCCCCACUGGUUUCAAGGUGGGUAUCAAUUACAUGCCGCCUACAGUCGUGCCCGGAGGAGACCUUGCUAUGGUGCCCCGGUCACUCUGCAUGCUGUCCAACACCACAGCCAUCGCGGAGGCCUGGGAGCGCCUCGACCAUAAGUUUGAUUUGCUGUAUAAUAAGAGAGCUUUCGUCCAUUGGUACGUGAGCGAGGGCAUGGAGGAAGGUGAGUUUAGCGAAGCGAGAGAGGAUCUGGCGGCGCUGGAGAAGGAUUAUGAGGAAAUAGCAGAGGAUCCCGAAUACUAUGAAGAUGAGGAUGAUUAUUGAAUGUGGUGUAAAACUAUUGAGAACGAUAAGAAGAAUACGAUGAAGGAAAUGACUGAGGAAGAGGAAAGAAUGAUACUAUGAACCUGAGUGUAGUAUUGCAAGAACGAUAAAAAGAAUACAAUGAUGGAAAAUGGCUGGAGGGAGAAUGAUGCUAUGAAAUUGAGUACUAUGAAGAUGAGGGCGAUUACUGUUUAUGAAGAAAUAGCAGAUUACCACUACUACUAUUACUACUACUACUACUACUACUACUACUACUACUACUACUACUACUACUAUUACUGCUACUAUGAAGAUGAAGAUUACUGAAUGUGAUGUAAAUCUAAUGAGGACGAUAAGAAUACGAUGAAAGAAAUGAUUGAGGAAGAGAGAAGACUGAUACUAUGAACCUGAGUGUUGUACUGCAAGAACGAUAAAAAGAAUAUAAUGAUGUAAAAUGGCUGGAGGGAAAAUGAUGCUAUGAACUUGAGUACUAUGAAGAUGAGGGCGAUUACUGAACAUGAUGAAGCAAUAUUGAGAACGAUAUGAAUACAAUGAGAAAAAUACUGAAGAGGGAGGAAUGGCACGAUAAACUUGAUUACUAUGGCAAUGAACGAUUUUUUUUCCUUCUUUUGUGUAAAUCUGGCCAAGGGCAACAAAAACGAUUAAACUAAAAGGCCCACUUAGAUGCCAGUGCCCGAGCAGAUCCGAGAGGGUUUGCCAAAAGAAUGAGAUAAAUGUCUUGAAACCUCAUUCUUAACCACUUUAAUACUAAGACAUAUUUUUACUUUGAUAUUUAUGAACGAUUAGACCAUUUUAUUGAUAUUAGGAAGGGUCUACGGGGGUCAGAAGAUCAAUGGCCACAGUCUUCACUAUUCUAAUCCACCACAUGAG